Porites lobata is the source of this 1326-nucleotide messenger RNA. The record is from the annotation of a GenBank genome assembly. NCBI's taxonomy places the organism in Eukaryota, Metazoa, Cnidaria, Anthozoa, Scleractinia, Poritidae.
GAUCUGAAACUGUUAGGCGAUUUAAGAGUGGUGUUUUCUGAACUACUUGAAAAGUUCCUUUAUCAUUUUGGAAGCACGGCAUCUUAUACCUCGCAAGUAAUAACAUUCCCUAGUCUAUUGGUCAAGAGUGAAGGCCCAGGUAGACCACGGGUUCACAUUCCGCCUGAGGUACUCGAAGAGCUGAGAGGGCUGGGAUUUACAUGGCAAAAGAUUGCUAGUAUAUUUAAAGUGUCGCGCUGGACAAUUAUGCGUCGAGUUCGUUUAUUUGAACUUGAAAAUCUCUCUCUCUUCAGUAGCAUCACUGAUGAAGAAAUCGACGAUAUCAUUCGUGACUACAUUGCACGCCAUGGGUCAACCACAGGAGAAUCCUACCUCCGUGGAUACUUUAGAGCAUUGGGAUAUACCAUACAGAGAAGGAGGAUCAGAGAGAGUUUAAACAGGGUAGAUCCAAGGAACACCGCGUUGAGAUGGGGUGCAUUAGUGUCAAGGAGAGUGUAUUUUGUCCCGUGGCCAAACUCGUUAUGGCAUUUAGAUGGUCAUCACUCAUUGAUUCGCUGGGGCUUUAUAAUACACGGAUGCAUCGAUGGUUAUUCAAGAAUUAUUAUUUUCCUUCAUUGCAGCACAAAUAAUCUUGCUUCAACAGUUCUCGGUCUCUUUGAAAGUGCUGUGGAACGAGAUGGUGGGUUAUGGCCCUCUCGCAUCAGGGUAGAUUAUGGUGUGGAGAACACUGCUGUAUGUGAUGCAAUGGUAGCUGUUCGGGGAGAAGGUCGGGGUAGUUUCAUUGCUGGGUCAUCCACUAGAAAUCAGAGAAUUGAGAGAUUAUGGAGAGAUGUUUUCAGAUGUAUUUGCCAUGUAUUUUACUACAUAUUCUAUGCAAUGGAGCAAACUGGAGUUUUGGAUGUUGAAAACCCUAUUCACAUGUUUACUUUACAGUAUGUGUAUUUGGCAAGAAUAAACAAUGCUUUAUCUGAGUGGAUGGUCUCUUUCAAUGACCAUCCUGUCCAAACAGAGCACAGUUGGUCACCAAAUCAAAUGUGGUUGAAUGGGAUGAUGCAUCCAUGCAAUCCUCUUGCUAAUGGCAGUAAUGACGUUGAGCCUGAAGAUAUGACAUUUUAUGGAGAAGAUCCUGAAGCACCGAUACCAACUGAAGAAUCCAACAACAAUGUUGAAGUGCUUCCUGCCCAGCUACCAAGCAACAACACUGAUGAACUGGUGGCCUGUUUAACUACUGCUAUUGAUCCUUUACAGGAGUCUUCUAGUUUUGGUGUGGACAUUUAUGCUAAAGCUCUUGAAAUUAUAGUUCAUAAGUUAGAGCAAGAACACUGA